Molecule: messenger RNA, 1977 nt
Organism: Moesziomyces antarcticus
Lineage: Eukaryota; Fungi; Basidiomycota; Ustilaginomycetes; Ustilaginales; Ustilaginaceae
Product: endo-1,4-beta-xylanase
Exons: 1
Coding region: 1-1977 (658 amino acids)
Biological process (GO): carbohydrate metabolic process
Molecular function (GO): hydrolase activity, hydrolyzing O-glycosyl compounds
Source: RefSeq, a predicted model, not a curated record
AUGGUGGGCACCAAGCUCGCGCUCCUCCUCAUGCUCACCGCUGGCGGUGCGCUGGGUAAAGCUUCCAACAUGCAGCGGCUGGACCGUGCGUCGCUCGUGCGUCGCGACAACAACGACCGCACGCCCGGCGGUACCCCCUUUGGACCCGGUGGUGCGGGUAGCCAGGCUGGCAACAACGACCGUGCUCCCGGUGGCACGCCCUUCGGUCCCGGAGGCUCGGGUGCCGGCGGACCUCCUAUGCAGGCCUCGCUUGCUGCUGCGGCUCCCGGUGGUCAGAAGCACUGGGCGACGGAUGCGUCGGGCAUGAAGGGUGACGAGCUGGUCAAGAACCUCCCCGAGGGCUUCUUUGUCGGUUCGGCCAUCGACAACCCGGACCUCAAGGACCCCCUCGCAGCUCCUCUGCUCAAGUACAUGCCCUACGUUACGCCCGGUAACUCGCUCAAGAUGCAGUUCGUCUAUGAAAACGAAAAUUCCUGGACCGAGCUUCUCACUGCGGCCGACAAGGCCAACGGCAAGGGUGCGCUCAAGUGGAAGUACCACACGCUCAUCUGGGGCGCCGAGACGAGCCAAAAGAUGAUGCAGCAGAGCUUCAGCAAGGAGGCCAUGAUGAAGACCAUCACCGACUUUGUCACCAACAAGCUGUGCGCCAAGAUCGUCAAGGAGACCGACUUUUGGGGCAUCGAUGUGCUCAACGAGGUCUUCCGUGACGAUGGCCAAGGAUUCAAGAACAACGGCUACUUUGAGGUGAUUGGAGAGGAGGGUUACAUGGAGGUGCUCAAGCUCGUCAAGAAGCAGUGUCCUAACCAGAAGCUCAUCGUCAACGAGUAUGGUAUGGAAAAUGACAACCCCAAGUCGGCCUUUGCGUUCAAGACCAUCAAGAAGUGGCUUGCCCAGGGCGUUCCUGUGGAUGUGGUGGGCUUACAGUUCCAUAUCGGUCCGGAUAACAAGUACGAGGACAUGUACAAUGCCAUCCACCGCUGGACCUCGCAGGAUAUUCCUGUGGUGCUGUCCGAGAUCGACGUGCCCAUCAACCUUCCUCCCUCGCAGCAGGAUCUCGAAAAGCAGGCCCAGACGUACGGAAACCUCAUGCAGGCCGCUCUCGAGGGUGGCGCGUUCGGCGCGACCUUCUGGGGCAUGAUGGACUCGCACACCUGGUUCGGCACCCAGCAGGACCCCGGUGUGGGCAAGGGCAAGGUCGGCGCUCCCCUCCUGUUUGAUGCCCAGGGCAAGCCCAAGCCCGCUUUCGCGGCGAUUGUGGAUGUCUUCAAGAAGUGGGGCAAGAAGCAGGCGGGUAUCGCCAACGGUAGGGCUUCCGAUCUUGGCCACGGCUCCAAGGGCGGCGAUGAUGCCAAGUCUGGCCCUGGUUCUGACGAGUCGUACGGUGCUGGUGCUGGCUCGAAUGCUGGUGGCGAUGCCGGUGCUGGUGCUGGUGCUGGUGCUCCCGGUGCUGGUGCUGGUGCUGGUGCUGGUGCCGGUGCCGGUGCUAGCGGCCCUGGUUCUCACGAGUCGUACGGUGCGAACGCUGGUGCCGGUGCUGGUGCUGGUUCGGGUGCUGGCGGUGCUGGCUCUGGUGACAUCGACAUGGGCCCUCCUGACCUUGGCGCUGCUCCUCGCACUCCUGGUGCUGGUGGUGCCGGUGCUGCUCCUGGCGCUAACGGCUCUGGCGCUCCCGGUGCCGGCUCUCCUGACGCUCCUGGCUCUGACGCUCCUGGUGCUAACGGCUCUGGUGCUCCUGGUGCCCCUGGUGCUGGCGCUCCUGGCUCCGAUGGCUCCAACGCACCCGGUGGCGGCGCCUACGGCUCUUACGGUGCCAACUCGGACGCCGACGCUCCCGGCACCCAGCCCGGCGCACCCGGCGCCCCCGCCGCCAAGCACCACGGCCACCACGGUCACCACGGCCACCACCACGGCCACCACGGCAACAACGAGCAGCCGCAGCCCGAGCACUACCGCCGCUCGCUCGCGCGUCCCCUCUAA